Messenger RNA from Fraxinus pennsylvanica, 1206 nucleotides. Lineage: Eukaryota; Viridiplantae; Streptophyta; Magnoliopsida; Lamiales; Oleaceae. The record is from the annotation of a GenBank genome assembly.
AUGAGGUUUCUAUCUAGAAAAAAUGUUAACUUCAUAUUUAUUUCCAAUUUCAUUUUCUUCUUCAACUGCACUAUUGUUGCGGGUGGCAUGUUGGCACCUGUUGAUUUCUUGGCCCUGCAAGCAAUCCGGAGAAGCUUGGAGGAUUUACCCGGGUCGAAUUUUUUUGCUUCCUGGGAUUUCACUUCGGAUCCAUGCAACUUUGCCGGAGUGUAUUGUCGAGGAAAUAGAGUUGUAGCUUUAAAUCUGGGUGAUCCACGGGCCGGGUCACCGGGUUUGACUGGUCGGAUCAACCCGGCUAUUGGUAAACUCUCUGCUCUUGCCGAAUUCACUGUGGUGCCGGGUCGGGUAAUCGGGUUUCUACCACAGACAUUAUCUCAGUUGAAGUACUUGAGGUUUCUUGCAGUCAGCCGGAAUUUCAUCUCUGGCCAAAUUCCGGUGACUCUGGGCCAGCUCCGGGGACUUCGGACCCUUGAUCUUAGUUUCAACCUGCUUACCGGCAGAAUCCCUUGGUCCAUCGGAACCCUACCGGCGCUGUCCAACGUCAUUCUCUCUCACAACCGGCUCUCUGGUCCAGUUCCGCCAUUCGGUUCCCGUAUCCUAACUCGGCUCGAUCUCAAGCACAACGCCCUAUCCGGUUCCCUUUCACCACUAUCCUUCCCUCCCUCUCUUCAAUACCUCUCACUCUCUUGGAACCGGCUCACCGGCCCCUUGGACCGGCUUUUAUCCCGUCUAAGCCGGUUAAGCUACCUCGACCUCAGCAUGAACAUGUUCACCGGUCGGAUUCCUGGCAUUAUCUUCAGUUUCCCAAUCUCUAACCUUCAAUUUCAGAGAAACCUAUUCUCCGGCCCCGUUCAACCGGUUCAUUUCGUAACAAUCCCGACCGUGGAUUUGAGCUUCAACCAGUUGUCAGGCGAAAUAUCUCCAUUGUUUUCCACGGUUGAGAAUCUAUAUCUGAAUAACAACCUGUUCACAGGUCAAGUCCCGGGUAGCUUUGUGGACCGGAUAUUGGCAGGCGGUUUAAGAGUACUGUAUUUACAGCACAAUUACCUAACCGGGAUUCGGAUUAAUCCAACUGCUGAGAUUCCACUAAGCAGUUCACUGUGUCUACAGUAUAAUUGUAUGGUCCUGCCCAUACGGACACCUUGUCCUUUAAAGGUUGGAAAACAGAAGACAAGGCCUGCUCAACAAUGCAGACGGAGAGGGUAA